Messenger RNA from Drosophila serrata, 1645 nucleotides. RefSeq lists its product as uncharacterized. Lineage: Eukaryota; Metazoa; Arthropoda; Insecta; Diptera; Drosophilidae. The record is from RefSeq and is a predicted model, not a curated record.
GCUAUAAGCUAGAUGGAAAUUUUUCAAGCUUUUCUAGUUUCAAAUAUGCUAGAACUAGCUUAUAAUAAGCUAACCUGGCAACACUGGUUUGUAAACAAUUGAUGUUAUAAUCAGAGUGACCGUUGCCUUUAAAGUUAGGCAUUUUUAUCAAAAAGCUUUCACUCAUAAUAAGCUUUUGAUGACGGUUUUCAUCAGCUGAUUUAAAUACGAAAUUCACAACAAUUUCAUUUCUUUCUUGAAUCAACUGAACUUAACCCAACUCCCCGAAAUGACGAACAUUGCGAACCUCAACGAAGACUGCCUGAUUAAAAUUAUAGAGUACCUAAGUCUGGACGAGCAGCUGCAGCUAUGGGAGGCCACGGAGUCCACUUCCCGUCUAUGCUCAGUGCUUUCAUACGCUUGGCAACGACAGAGCAAACACUGCGUGCUCCGGGAAACAUUCGCUGGCAGAUCCGCCCUUCAACGCGACUUCCUGCAUUGCAUCAGCUCCACAGUCACGGAGUUCACAUUGCGGUAUUUGCCCAUGGAACAGCUCGAGCAGUGGAAGGACCACACGUUUCCCAACGUUAGGGAACUUUACUACCUUGGGGACGAGUACGACGAUGCCGAUGGUGACGCUGACAUUGCGAUUCUGGUAAAUUGCUUUCCUCAGCUGGAAUCCAUUGGGCUAAGCGGAAACACCAGUGGGCAGCACAUCAGCCAAUGGCGACACCUUCGUCGGCUGGACCUGCAACUAUGCUGGUAUUUGGGCUUACAAUGCUUCGAGGAUAUUUGCCAGAAAUUGCGCCUUCAAACCCUCACCGUCCAAUGGCGACGAGCCGAGGAGGAUGUCUAUGCACAGGCCAUAUCGGCGCUAGAUGAUCUGGAAGAACUCGACCUGGACAUAGUGCACCUCAGCACCGAAAACGCCCGCAAGCUGUUGAGUUUGCCCAAACUGGCAAAGUUGCGCCUACACAACUUGGACCUUUUUGAUAGUGUUCUGGAGGACAUUGCUCGACUGCGUGGACAGGAUUUGGUGGCGGUCACUUGCAGAGACAAUUUUGUGAGAUGGGGUCCCCAGGUGUUGGCAAAAUUGAUAAACCUUCGGCGCCUUUCACUCGUGGAUGAUGAGGGCAGUUGCGCCGUUGAUUUUAGCGUUAUAAUCAAAAACUUUCCCCACUUGGAGCAACUUCAUCUGGAGAAUUCGCGCAUUUGGCCGAAUGCGGACGGCAUCUGGAACGUAGUGGCUGCAUGUCCACAUCUCGAGGUUAUAACUGUGUUCAAUCAGUGUCUUGCCGAAGAUUUUUUUGCUUUUAGUGCUUCUACUAUGAAACAGGCCCUGGAUAAGCGAACCGAACCCUUGUCCAUACGGUUUAAUGGAACGGGCCAUGAAGAAUUGAUUGCCAAGCAUUUUGUACAUCGCAAUCUUAAAAUACACCACAAGGCUAAUGAUUUCAGUAUUUCCCAAGUACCUGAAGAAUGCAUGGAGUUCGAAUUCUUAGUCCCGCAAAAAUCAUCAUGAUAAGCGUGCAUGUUUGUCUUUAAAUUCCCGAGAGUAAAAGAAAGUUAAGAAAGGGAUCUUUCCUCCACAAUGUCGGAGCUCCCUAGUACAGAGGCUGAUCAUUAUCUCUGAUAAUAACACAUAUUUGCUGAAAUUUUUCAAAGA